AUGGUCGUCAGAGAUCCGUCUCUUCCGCUACACAAGCAAUUACCUGACAAGGGACUAAGCAAGGACGCCGUGGAGAACCAUUUGGUUGCCUUAGGUGGCUUAGAGCACUCGAAAUGGGAAGAAGGGCGCGUUUCUGGUGCAGUAUAUUAUGGCGAUAAAGGAGACGUUAAUGAUAUUAUCGUCGAUGCUUUCAGACGUUUCACUGUCUCGAACCCGCUCCAUCCAGAUGUAUUCCCUGGUAUCAGAACUAUGGAAGCGCAGGUUGUCUCAAUGGUCCUUCAAAUGUACAAUGCUGGCCCAGACGGUGCAGGCACAACCACAUCUGGUGGUACCGAAUCUAUCCUGCUUGCUUGUCUUGCCUAUAGGAACUGGGCUAAGGAGGCGCGUGGCAUAAGUAAUCCAGAAAUGAUUGUACCUGUCACGGCACACGCGGCAUUCAACAAGGCAUCAUACUAUUUCGGAAUCACACUCAGACAUGUCCCUGUAGACCCAGAAACUCGCAAAGUAAGCAUCAAGCACGUACGAAGAGCACUCAAUCGCAGCACAUGUAUGGUUGUCGGCUCAGCACCUAAUUUUCCCGAUGGAAAUGUGGAUGACAUUGUAGAGCUCGCUAAAUUGGCAAAGAAGUAUGGUGUUGGAUUGCACGUCGACUGUUGUCUUGGUAGUUUCAUAAUGCCUUUCCUCAAGGAUGCGAGAUUGGUAACUACCCCAUUCGACUUUAGCGUUGACGGCGUCACAUCGAUCUCAUGCGACACCCACAAGUAUGGUUUCGCUCCGAAGGGAUCAUCCGUGAUCAUGUAUAGAAACAAGACAUGGAGAUCAUAUCAGUAUUAUAGUCAACCAGAUUGGACAGGUGGUGUAUAUGCAUCCCCAACGCUCGCUGGAUCACGUCCAGGUGCACUUAUCGCAGGAACAUGGGCCGUCAUGUCACAUAUGGGUCAAGAGGGUUACGUCCAAUCAUGCCGUGACAUUGUCACCGCCCGGAUAUCGAUACAAGAAUAUAUAGAGCAGGAGCUCAGUUCAGAUCUCGCCAUCAUGGGAAAUCCAAUAUCCUCAGUCGUGGCUUUCAAAUCUGUUAACCCAUCACUAAACAUCUACACAGUCGGUGAUCUUAUGCACGAAAAAGGUUAUUCAUUUAAUGCUAUUGCUAACCCUCCAGCUUUACACAUCGCCUGUACUCGUCCAACACUGACUGCAGUAGAUGACAUCAAAGCAACGCUCAAGUGGGCAGUUGAAGAGGCAAAAUCACGUAAAAUAGACAAGAAAGAUGAAGGCUCAAUGGUUGCGCUUUAUGGUGUAGGUAGUUCAACUGCGAUCGGACAUGAUCUCGUCGACUACCUCGCCAAAGGAUUCCUCGACACUAUGUACGUCGUUUCUUAA
Wallemia mellicola CBS 633.66 is the source of this 1380-nucleotide messenger RNA. RefSeq names its product PLP-dependent transferase. The record is from RefSeq and is a predicted model, not a curated record. Lineage: Eukaryota; Fungi; Basidiomycota; Wallemiomycetes; Wallemiales; Wallemiaceae. The coding region runs from base 1 to 1380 and encodes 459 amino acids. The transcript has 11 exons. Gene Ontology annotation, molecular function: pyridoxal phosphate binding; sphinganine-1-phosphate aldolase activity. Gene Ontology annotation, cellular component: endoplasmic reticulum. Gene Ontology annotation, biological process: sphingolipid catabolic process; carboxylic acid metabolic process.